Messenger RNA from Amphiprion ocellaris (clown anemonefish), 5273 nucleotides. It is a transcript of the gene prom1b, whose product is annotated as prominin 1 b. The transcript is spliced from 30 exons. Bases 468 to 3200 code for a protein of 910 amino acids. Gene Ontology annotation, cellular component: microvillus; apical plasma membrane; prominosome. The record is from RefSeq and is a predicted model, not a curated record. Lineage: Eukaryota; Metazoa; Chordata; Actinopteri; Pomacentridae. Gene Ontology annotation, molecular function: cholesterol binding.
UUCGUGCCACCUGUUCGUGCCAGCUGAGUUAAACCGGGUAAACCAGGCUCACCUGUGGGGGCGACAGGUGGUUGGUCGGUGCAGUGUCGCGCGCCCACAGAUGCGCCCGGGUGAGCUCUCGGCGUGCACGCGAGAUUAGUGUUCGGUGAGCGCGGGGGGGGUACACCGGGAGAGCGAGCGCACCCUGGCCGUUGGUCCGCUGAGUCGACAAAGAGCUCCGGGAAGAUGUCGGCGAUGAGUCCGCACCGAGACACCAGCAGCUAACGGCCGCUGCCUCCGGAUACCGUGAAGUUUCUCCGUCGGACGGUUGACCAGAGAGCUGCUGGGAUAAACCGCCCAGUGACGGACAGGUGUAUUCCGCCGUCUCCCCCUCCGUCCCCCGCUGGACUGUGGCAGCCACCACCGGGGCUGCUAGCUGGUUUUCUUUUCUACUUUGUUCUGCUUUUGUUUUUGGACUUUUCUGAGCCAUGUUGUGGACGCGGUGGCUUGUCCUGCUGCUCUGCUGGGGGGCCACAAGCGGCGAGCAGCAGGCGGAUGAGAGGGACCAGGCGCCGGCUGGAGUCCGGGCGGACUCCCGCAGGCAGCGCUCUCCUCCGCCAGUGGAGCCGCUGGAUUUUGGGUUCGUACCCGCGGCGGUUUACGACACCCACGCUUACUACGAACCGGGGAGCAUAGGAAUCCUCUUCCAUAUGGUCCACGCGUUUCUCUACGUGGUACAACCGAACUCCUUCCCCAAAGACCUCAUUGUCAAAGUCAUUCAGCAAAACAUGGGGGGAAUCAAAAUAGAGGAAUGGAGGAAGCCAGAAAACGUCGUACUGUUGCUACAGUGGAUCCACUAUGAGGCCGGAUUCAUCGUAUGUGCGACCCUCGGUAUCGCGUUUGUGGUCCUUGUUCCCAUCAUAGCAACGUGUUUCUGUGUGUGUCGAUGCUGUGAAAACUGCGGAGGUGAGAUGCACCAGAGACAAAGGAAAAACGCUGACUGCCACCGAGGUUUCUUUACUGCCUCACUCAUCGCCAUCUCUGUCUUCAUCAUUCUGGGAGUUCUCAUCGCCUACGCUGCAAAUCACAAUGUCAGCACCCAGAUCAGGAGCACCCGGCGGCUCAUUAAUACCAACAUGAGAGACCUGAAGACAUUUGCUAACAACACGCCUGCGCAAGUUGAAUACCUGACAGCACAGUACACCACAGCCAAGAACAAAGUCCUCUCAGAUCUUGACAACAUUGGACCUUUGCUGGGCGGCAGGAUACACAGUCAGCUGGAGAAAGAGGUGGUUCCCUCACUGGACACUGCCCUGCGAAUGGCAGGAGCAAAAGUUGAGAGUGCCAUCAAAGCCAUGAGGGAAACCAAGGAGGCCUUGGAGACCGUCAACACCUCCUUGGAGGUUCUUCAGGAUGGGAUGGGGAAGCUUCAGGCCAGUGUUACAGGUGAGCGUGCCUCCCUAUCCAACACACUGUCCGACCCAGCCUGCACCAAUGGAGCUGUGUCUCCUACAUGCAACACCAUCCGCUCCACACUGUCCCAGCUGGGAGUCAACGCCGACUACUCCAAGCUCCCAGAUGUCAGCCACGCUUUGGUCAACAUUAAUACCAUCUUGAGAACAGAUCUCAGCAACAUUGUGCAAAAGGGUUACGCAUCCUUCAAUGACACACCAAAACUGGUUAAAGAGCAAACUAAAAACAUUGUCUCAGCUUUGCCUCGAGUAAAAGGCAUGCUGGAUAAGAUCGGCACAGAGAUCACCAGCUUCUCCAAGAUGUUCCCAGUGGAAGCCUCUCUGGCCAAUUUCACCACUUUCCUCAAUGAAAGGCAAAAGGCCAUUGAGUCCUUUUACCCACAGAUUGACCAGAUGGAUUUCUACAGGUGGAUCGGCUGCGUGGCGGUGCUCUGCAUGGUCGUCCUGGUCCUGGCCUUCAACGUCCUCGGCCUGCUGUGUGGCACCUGCGGCUACGACAAGCAGGCGACGCCGACAACCCGCGGCUGCCUAUCGAACACCGGAGGAAACCUGCUGAUGGCUGGGGUGGGCUUCUCCUUUAUCUUUGCCUGGGUGCUGAUGGCCAUCGUUACCUCCCUGUUUGUUGCCGGUGGCAACAUAGAGAAGAUGAUAUGUGAACCUCUGGCUAACCGGCAGCUGUUCAAGAUCAUAGACACACCAUUCCUCGUGCAUCCUGAAAAGAAAAACUUCCUCCCUGGGAUGCUGUUUCAGAAUCCAAAUAUUGACUUGACUUUGGGCAGCAUGUACAGGGAAUGCUACGAGAACAACGGUCUGUAUCAUGCUCUGCAGCUGGAGACCAUGUUCAACAUCAACUCCUUCCUCAACAGAACUGUGUACAACAGGGAUCUGGCCAAAGUGUUUGAAGGUGUGCAGGUGGAUCUGCAGAACGUCACACUGCUGGAGCAGGCCGGCAGAGACAACCUCAUCAACUUCGCCAACUCUGGAAUUGGACAAAUCGACUAUGAUGCUUAUCUUACUGAGGUAAAUAAAGGAGUCACUCUGGUGGAUCUGCUGUCCUUUGCUACUGACCUGGAAGCUCAGGCCGACCAGCUGCCUCGUGGUGCUUUGGAGAACGCACUGAGAGGACACGCCAGCAGUAUCAGACUCAUUCACAGGGAGCAGGUGGUGCCCAUGGAGCAAGCAAUGAAAUAUGUCAGAGCGCGGAGCACACUGAGCCAGAGCAUCAAAAAACUGCAGAGGACGUCCAACGACCUGCCAGUCAAGGUCACUAAUAUCCUGAGCGCCAUUGAUGCAGCCGAGUACCUCAUCACCCACAAUGCCUCACAUGUGGUGAAGCAGGAAACGAAAGGCUAUGUCCAGAGCUUGGUGGGAUACUUCAGACAGUACACAGAAUGGGUUAAAAACUCACUAACUGCAGAGGUUGCGCAGUGUAAACCCAUCAGUAACAUUGUGGACAGCAUGGAGAUAGUAGCAUGCAGCUUCAUAAUUGACUCAGUGAACACGUUCUGGUUUGGUCUCGGUGGCUGCUGCAUCCUUCUGAUCCCCAGCAUCAUCUUCUCUGUCAAACUGGCCAAGUACUACAGAAGAAUGGACACAGAGGACGUCUUUGAAGAUAUGGUUAAUACAGGUAAUCAAGGUGAACAGGUGUGUGAUAUCCAUGGAAACCUCGCUGUGAUCAGCUCUCCCUAUAAUGACACUUUGACUCGGUUUCCUCGGGCCUCUGCUCCCCCGAGCUACUCCAUUUGGUGACCCACAGGAAUCCACCGACAAGUGGACAGGAGAACUGGAACUGAUCUCUACUUUGUGGAUCAUUGGACUUGUCUUGUUUAGAUUGUGUAGCAUUUCCAAGGACAAAAGGGAAGAAGAACAACAAUCAGGAACUGUGCGGAGAGGCUGACCCACCGCUCGGUAUUCUUUCAGGUCAUUUGAUAAGAAACUCUGAUGGCAGUCAAUCGUCAACCUAUAAAGUGUUCCCUUGCUCACACCAGCUUCUGGUCACAUUAGUCCCUCUAGUGUUUCAUGCUGUACACAAUCAACGGACAGAACAUUCUUCUUGCAUAGUUAGUUUACCUGUAGCCAGUGAAUUUGUCCUCAACGCUGUCAGUUCUAACACGGUGACACAAGUAUACAUUUUUUACACUUUCAAAACUUUUGAAAGUUUUAUAUAUUUUUGUUAAUCUUUGUUUUAUAUCUUGUAGUAGUAGCCCAUAUCUCUUUUUUUGUCUCUGUGAAUACUUGUAAUACAGCUUGCAUCAUUUUGAUUUCAAUAAGUUCCCCAGGAACAUUUUUAAGGAAUAGUUUGACAUUUUGGACAACACGCUAAUUGCUUUCUUGCUGAGAAUAGGAUGAGAAGAUACCACUGUCAAAUCUGUAUGUCAAAUACAAGCAGCUGGUUCAUUUAGCUUAGCAAAAAGAUGAAACUAAAAGCAAAAUCAAGCAGGACUAAGAGUCAGCAGUUAGUUGGAGGUACUGUAAAGCUCACUAUGGUAAUAUCAACCAGUUGCUAUUUUGCUGGUGUAAUGUUUACUGUGUUACAAUGUUUACCUGCCUUGUUUAGUAAAUUUAUUUACUAAUUUAAUUCUAAUUAGCACUAAUCAAAGUAUUUGGUCACAAACUAAACUACUUUUAACUAAUUACAACUGUGACUUGAUGAUUGUGGUGUGAAAAAUCAAGUGAUCACCAAAGCUUUUCUUUUUUUAAAUCCACUGGGUAACGUGUUUAUCUGCAGAAAAUUUCAUUGCAGUCCGCCAAAAAUAACAACCUCCUGGUGCUCUUGAGGGAAAAGUAAGAGGAUGAGAAAAGUUAAUAGGAUUCAUACUCAUAAAUGUCUUUACCUAAUGCCCAGGCAAACUGUCAAACAGUUGAGAUAUUUGUCUAGACCAAAGUGGUGGACCGGCUGACCAAAAUUGUUCUCAUACAAUCCAACGUGAUUUUACAGGGUUUGUUUUUGUACCAAUUAAAAUAAAAGAAAAAGGCUUUAAAUACAUUUUAUUACCUUUGAACGGGUGAGCUUCUUCCACCAUCUCCAGUCUUUGUGCUAAGCUAAGCUAACCAUCUCUAGACUUUUUUAUUGUAUGAUACACACAAGAGAGUUAUCGAUCAUCCCAGCUAACUUAGCGAGAAAGCUAAAAAAAAAAAAAAAAAAAGGAUUUUCCAAAAUGCCAAACUAUCCCUUUAAAGGUCCAGUGUAAAGGAUUUAGUGGUAUCAGGCAGUGAGGCUGCAGAUUCCAACCAGCUGAAUACCUCUAACCUCCACCUUCCGAGCUUUUAGGAGACCCAACAGUGGCGCUGAAAAAUGUGAAAUGUCCUCUCUAGAGCCAGUGUUUUAUUUGUCCAUUCUCAAGUGGAGCAACAUGGAAGAAAACCUGAACCUUCUAUCGAUAAAAAGGACAAAAACACAACAAAAGUAUGAAUAUUAUAAUUAAUUUCCACCAUUAGAUCCAUGUAAAUGUGACACAUUGGACCUUUAAACACUAAGUGACUAAUCUGGCAGCUUAGUUUGUUUCUGUGUUCACGUCCUUGAGACACGAAGAAUUCUUAGUUUGUCCUGGUCCUUGAAGCAAAAUGUUACAAGCUAUUCAAAGCACAUGCAUACGCUACACACACCUUUCCCUAACAAGGUUUAAAGACAGCUAACACACAAAAUACUGCCUCUUACGCAUUUCUCGUCAGACCAUUAGUGAGGGCCUAGUUGCUUGUGUUGUCAAAGGUUUGAGAAAUACAGCUCCCAGAAGCCUCGGUGAUGUCAGAGGUCUGAGGAACACACAAAAAGAGUUUGUGGUGAAGGGCGCAAAUCUGUGAAUAAAAACUUAAGUCUAAUAA